This is a messenger RNA of Salarias fasciatus (jewelled blenny), 2440 nucleotides long. RefSeq names its product transmembrane phosphatase with tensin homology (gene tpte). Lineage: Eukaryota; Metazoa; Chordata; Actinopteri; Blenniiformes; Blenniidae. The record is from RefSeq and is a predicted model, not a curated record. The transcript has 19 exons. The coding region runs from base 198 to 1736 and encodes 512 amino acids. Gene Ontology annotation, cellular component: membrane; cytosol. Gene Ontology annotation, biological process: monoatomic ion transport; dephosphorylation; transmembrane transport. Gene Ontology annotation, molecular function: monoatomic ion channel activity; phosphatidylinositol-3,4,5-trisphosphate 3-phosphatase activity.
CAGGAAGCUCUGAAACCGCUACGUUUGCAGAAACGAUGAGGAACCGUGGAUGGGUAGAAAAAAAGCUGCCCGGUUAACCUUUGAACCGUCUUCCUUUGUCCUCACGAGAAGUCACAAAACGAGUCGUCGUAUAAUUUCACGGAUGACCGUCCAAACGGUAAUCCAAAGCUCCCACCAAGAAAGAAGGCACCCACACCAUGUCCUCGGUCUACUUCAACCCUGGAUCAGAUUCAGGUGUGAAUGGAAAUGUUGCAAAGAUGGAGGAUGCCAAAGUGGAGAUUGAUGAUGGGAAGGAUGAGCAUGUGGUACCAGAUACAAUGUACCACAACAUUAGGAAAAAGAUCACUCCAAUUGUCAUGUCUUUCGGGUUUCGUGUCUUUGGAGUGGUUCUGAUCAUCGUGGAUAUUGUGCUUGUGAUCGUGGACCUCUCGCUGCCGGCCAAGAGCAGAGAUGUUGGAAAUGCCUUGGAGGCUGUGUCCCUCACCAUCUCCUUCUUCUUCCUUGCCGAUGUUCUCCUGCGAGUCUAUGUGGAAGGGUUCAAAGUGUACUUCAGCUCCAAGCUGAAUAUCAUCGACGCCUGUGUUGUGGCUGUGACGCUGGUGGUCACCAUGAUCUACACCUUCACCGACCUGUCAGGCGCCAGCCUCAUCCCCAGGGUGGUAAAUUUCCUGCGCUUCCUGAGGAUAAUAAUCCUGGUGAGGAUUUUCCGUCUUGCCGCGCAGAAGAAGGAGUUGGAGAAAGUGACCAGGAGGAUGGUUUCUGAAAACAAGCGGCGUUAUCAGAAGGACGGCUUUGACCUUGAUCUCACAUAUGUUACAGAUCGUGUCAUUGCCAUGUCUUUUCCUUCAUCUGGUAAACAGUCCUUCUACAGGAAUCCAAUCAAGGAGGUGGCCAGGUUCCUCGACACUAAGCAUGACGGCCACUAUAAAGUUUACAACCUUUGCAGUGAAAAAGGAUACGAUCCUCAGUUCUUCCACUACAGGGUUGAACGGGUGUUCAUCGACGACCACAACGUUCCCUCUCUGGAGGACAUGCUGAAAUACACGGCCAACGUGAGGGAGUGGAUGUCUGCUGAUCCACAAAACGUCAUUGCUAUUCACUGUAAAGGAGGAAAAGGACGCACAGGUACGAUGAUAUGCACCUGGCUUAUUGACAGCGACCAGUUCGAGAGUGCACAGGACAGUCUGGAUUACUUUGGUGAGAGGAGGACAGACAAGAGUCGGAGCUCCAAGUUCCAGGGAGUGGAGACACCCUCACAGAGUCGCUACGUGGGCUACUAUGAGAUCAUGAAGAACAAGUUCAACAGACAGAUGCCUCCGCCGAAAAGCCUCAGGAUCAAGAGCAUCCGCAUCAACUCCAUAGCAGGGGUGGGUAAAGGGAACGGCAGCGACCUCAAAGUGAAGAUAAUUGUGAAGAAAGAGCUGGUGUUUCAGUGCGUGUGCGCCAAACAGGACAACUGCACAGUGUUCCCCGAUGUGGGCAAUAACGCAGCAGUCAUCAGCCUCCCGAAUGGGCCUGUGGUCGAAGGGGACGUGAAGGUCAUGUUCGAAUCCAGUGCUGGUCUACCGAAAGGAUAUGAAGACGUCCCAUUCUACUUCUGGUUCAAUACCUCCUUCAUAGUGGAAAAUAAGCUGAUUUUAUCCAGGGAAGAGCUGGACAACCCGCACAAACCGAAGACGUGGGACCUUUACAAGGAAGACUUUGGUGUUUCGAUGUUCUUCUCGGACCCUGAAUAAAAGCCCUGAAUGCUUAUUAAAAGGAAAAUUGUUAGCACUUAGUGGUUUAUGGUGAGCAGAGGGUUAAAUCUGCUAAUAGCCAAGUUGAUUACAUGGUUUUGGAUGAAAGGGAAGCGAAUCAUGCACUGAACCAAAUCAGGUACACUUGCUGUGUGAGUGUGGGUGACGUGUUCGUGUUGUAAAUCUCAAAGUACAGAAAUAAGUUAACGCCUUUUCAAUGAUUUACACUUCAGGAAUUUCUGUUUCCAAAAGGUUUGGCUGUCUUCAGUGCAGUCAGUGACUGAACUACUACACUAUUAAGUUAAUAUUUACAUCCGUUUUGACCUUUUCAUUGAUUGCUAAAAUCCUCCCUAUCAAGCCACUGCUGGAUGAUUAUUUAGGUGGACAGAGGAGGUUGGUGUGAAGCACAGAAAUGAUCCAAACUGUUUACCUGUGUACAAAAUUUGGGGUGAAACAUAAAGCAGUCUCUUCGUUGUAUCAGUUUCUGCUAAAUAUUUUUCAGCGAUUGUUUUUGAUGAAGAUUUUUUUUUUAAUCAGUCCAUUUGCUGUGAAUACUAACACUAAAAGGAAAUGUAAAUGUGAAUUUUGUAUUCAGCAGGACCUGAGGAGAAGGCUGGACAGAAAAUAAACAGUUAAAAUUGCUGAAAGUGCAUGUCUUUUUGACAUUUAAGAAUAUAUUUUUUUGUUUUUUUGUUCCAGUAUAG